AGAAGCAACGAAAUCUGAUUUAAUGGCUAUGCGACCAAUUUUUAUUUGUCAAAUGGCGCCCUCGGAAGGUAUUGUUUGCACAUGUUAAUAUUCAGCACUAUACUGUGCGCAUCCUGGUCAAGGGAAAAAAGACCCGAAAAUCUUCAUCAUUGAUUGCAGUAUCGCUCUCAUCUAUUAACGCAUUCCUUCGACAUGUUUUGUAGCUCAAGAUCCACGCUUCAAGCUGGUGUCCAAAUCCAAUUCCUGCGGAAUGUUUCUAGGAAGAUUGCCAUGGUGAACGACGUCCAUCUCUCUAACCGCAGAGUUAUGAAGAAAAUCAAGAUGGGAGCCGCCAGACCAACCAUCUUUCAUCAGUUUGAUACUCUUGUCGAAUUUAGCGACGGAUCUGUCAUCAAAAGAAGAUCUCAAGCACCAAAAGAUGAAAUCCGUCUAAUCAGUGAUCAGAAAAAUAAUGCCUUGUGGAAUCCUAAUCGUUCAGACUUGUCAAACGGUGAUCUUAGUACCACGGGUAGAGUUGGUCUGUUCAUGAAAAAGUUUGCCCAAUUUCAAGAAGAACCUGCGGAGAAUAAAGAGCAACAAACUGAUGGUUUGGUCGAGCUCUUGGGAAACAACGUGACGGAGGUCCAAAAGGGCGGAAGAUUGAGGGAAAAGAGAAGGGGCAAAAAAUAA
Messenger RNA from Metschnikowia bicuspidata var. bicuspidata NRRL YB-4993, 669 nucleotides. RefSeq names its product mitochondrial 54S ribosomal protein bL31m (gene MRPL36). Lineage: Eukaryota; Fungi; Ascomycota; Pichiomycetes; Serinales; Metschnikowiaceae. Gene Ontology annotation, molecular function: structural constituent of ribosome. Bases 193 to 669 code for a protein of 158 amino acids. The record is from RefSeq and is a predicted model, not a curated record. Gene Ontology annotation, biological process: mitochondrial translation. The transcript has a single exon. Gene Ontology annotation, cellular component: mitochondrial large ribosomal subunit.